AUGUCUAAUAAUCAAGAAGAAGACACAACCGAAGAAUUUCGACAACCUCCAGUUCCAAACCUCCAAAUGCAAGCGAUGUUAGGGGAGAUGAGGCGUAUGUUGAGGGCUGAAUUAGAACCUAUUCACGAAAGGUUGGACAGGGUAGAAGCGGAAACUCCUAGGGGCCAGCAACAUGACAUCCACAAUAGGCAGCAUGGUGGGCGUGGUCCGUGGCGGAAUGUUGAUGGAGAGGCGGAGUCGGAGGAGUUUGAUGAGCAAUAUUUGAACCGAGGCAGGAUUGAGCGUGGGUAUAGAAAUAGAGAAGCUAGGAUGGGUAGGCCUAGGAGGGAUAACGAUUUAGGAAAUAUAAAGAUUAAAAUCCCAUCUUUUCAAGGUAAAAAUGAUCCUGAAGUUUAUUUGGAGUGGGAAACUAAAAUGGAGAUGGUUUUUGAUUGUCACAACUACUCAGAGAUAAAGAAGGUUAAGUUGGCUGCAAUUGAAUUUACCGAUUAUGCCAUUGUGUGGUGGGAUCAAUUACUGAUUAAUAGGAGGAGGAAUAGAGAGCCACCCGUGGACACUUGGGAGGAAAUGAAAAUGCUUAUGAGGAAGCGUUUUGUACCCAGCCACUAUUAUAGGGGAUUGUAUCAAAAAUUACAGAGGUUAAUUCAAGGAUCUAAAAGUGUGGAUGAGUAUUACAAGGAGAUGGAGGUAGCUAUGAUCCGGGCAAAUGUAGAAGAGGACCGGGAAGCCACCAUGGCUAGGUUUUUGCACGGUUUAAAUCGUGAGAUUGCGGAUAUAGUCGAGAUGCAGCACUAUGUUGAGUUGACAGAUAUGGUGCAUCAAGCCAUAAAGGUGGAGGAACAAUUCAAACGAAAGGGAUUGGCUAGGAGGGGACUGCCUAUGGCUACAACCAGCUCGUGGAAAACAACUCCAAAAAGGGAUGAGCAGCAACAAAAUAAGCCAAAAUUUGAAUCCUCUAAGAAUGCCAACUUAAAGACCGCCACUACUUCAGGUACAAUCGAGACUUCAAGUUCUAAAACACGUGAUAUUAAAUGUUUUAAAUGUCAGGGGCGCGGACAUAUAGCCAGCCAGUGUGUAAACAAGAGGGUGAUGGUGAUAAAUGCCCAAGGAGAGAUUGAGUCAGAAAAUGAGGAAGAAGUAGAUAAUGAUGAUAUGCCAUCUAUGGAGGAUGCUGAUGAUGAGCAAAAUGCUGUGGUUGGAGAUUUAUUGGUUGCAAGGCGAGUUCUCAAUGUGCAGGAUAAGGAGGAAGAAAGUAACCAAAGGGAGAACUUGUUUCAUACUCGGUGCUUUGUAAAUAACAAAGUUUGCAGUGUCAUUAUCGAUGGUGGGAGUUGCACAAAUGUAGCCAGCACUUAUUUGGUGGAGAAAUUGGCUUUAACUACCUUGAAACAUCCUCAACCUUACCGGCUUCAGGGGUUGAAUGAAUGUGGGGAAAUCAAGGUGACAAGACAAGUGUUGGUGGCAUUAUCCAUUGGCAAAUAUGAGGAUGAGGUGCUUUGUGAUGUGGUUCCUAUGCACGCAUGCCAUUUACUGUUGGGAAGACCAUGGCAGUAUGAUCUGAGGGUUACGCAUGAUGGAUUCACAAAUAAGUAUUCCUUCACUCUUAAUAGGCAACCUAUUACUCUUGUGCCAUUAACUCCAAAACAGGAGGCUCUUUUAUGUACUAAUGAUCUCGUCGGUGCUUUGCCGAGCAAUAUUGUUUCUCUUUUGCAGGAGUUUGAAGAUGUCCUUCCUGAAGAGAGAGGAAUUGAGGUGGAUGAGGAAAAGGUGAAGGCAAUCCAAGAGUGGUCAACGCCUACAACAGUCAGCCAAGUGAGGAGUUUCCACGGCUUAGCUAGCUUCUAUAGACGGUUUGUGCGUGAUUUUAGUAGCUUAGCCGCCCCUCUUACUGAAGUCAUCAAGAAAAAUGUGCCGUUUAAGUGGGGAAAAGAACAAGAAAAGGCAUUUAGUCUGAUCAAAGAAAAGUUAACUAAUGCCCCUUUGCUUGUUUUACCUAACUUUGCUAAAACUUUUGAAAUUGAGUGUGAUGCUUCAGGCAUAGGUAUUGGAGCUGUUUUGAUGCAAGAAGGCCGUCCAAUUGCUUAUUUCAGUGAAAAGUUGAGUGGGGCAGCCCUAAAUUACCCUACUUAUGAUAAGGAGAUGUAUGCCUUGGUGAGGGCUUUGGAAAAUUGGCAACACUAUCUAUGGCCAAAGGAGUUUGUGAUUCACACAGAUCAUGAGUCUUUGAAGCAUUUGAAAGGACAGCAAAGGUUGAACAAACGCCAUGCCAAGUGGGUGGAAUUCAUUGAAACAUUUCCGUAUGUGAUCAGAUAUAAGCAAGGUAAGGAAAAUGUGGUGGCUGAUGCAUUGUCCCGAAGGCCCAUUUCGAAAGACCUGAGUUGUUGGGUAAGCGAGGUGUAUCCUGCGAAGAGUGCCUGCGCCUUACCGCCAGCUCCAGAUUGCAUAGGGGUCAUGAGCAAAGUUCGAUAUGAGCAGGAUCUCCAGAAAGCGGAACCAAUCGGGCCAUUGGAGCUUAUCAUUCUCAACUCAGAUCGACCAGAAAUCAAGGCAAGGAUUAGCAGGGAAAUGACAACUGAAGCCCAGAGUGCCAUGACACAACUUCUCGCUGAGUACCAGGACGUGUUUGCCUAG
This is a messenger RNA of Juglans regia (Persian walnut), 2631 nucleotides long. RefSeq lists its product as uncharacterized. The coding region runs from base 1 to 2631 and encodes 876 amino acids. The record is from RefSeq and is a predicted model, not a curated record. Lineage: Eukaryota; Viridiplantae; Streptophyta; Magnoliopsida; Fagales; Juglandaceae. The transcript is spliced from 4 exons. Gene Ontology annotation, molecular function: nucleic acid binding; zinc ion binding.